Messenger RNA from Caenorhabditis angaria, 4057 nucleotides. The record is from the annotation of a GenBank genome assembly. NCBI's taxonomy places the organism in Eukaryota, Metazoa, Nematoda, Chromadorea, Rhabditida, Rhabditidae.
UUGAACGAUAAUGAGAUUCGUGAAAUUGACGAGCGUCAAGUGGAAGUUUUGCGAAAAGAUCGCUGGCGUCGCCGCGAAUUGACGCGACAAUCGUCGCAAACCUUGCCAGCCAAACGAACUUUUGCCGAUAUUUUGGCGAAAAAUGAGGAGAAUACAGUGGUGGAGAAGGCGCCCAAGUUGGAGUUUUUGGCAAUGCAUCAUGAGGUAUGGGGAUUUAAAGGCGCUUUUUGGGGUCUCGAAACGAUCAUAGAAAGCCCGUUUUCAUUUUGCAAAUUCUGAAAGAUAACAAAAAACUUUAUAACAUUCUUUUUCACAUCAGUUUUUAUGCGAUUUUUUGCUGAUACAGCUUUGUUUUUUUUUUUACAUUUUAUUGAUUUUAGAAGAGUUUCGCUUUUGAAAAAUUCAUUUUUCGUUUCAAGACUUAAAGAUGAAACCUGUGCGCCUUUAAACACCUUCAAAAAAUAGUCAUUUCCCUCUAGGAAGCCUAUGCGCCUUUAAAAAUGUACAAUUUCAUCGUUGCGAGACCUUUAUGCACCUUUAAAAUACACAAAUCUCGCUGCGAUACCUUUAUGCACCUUUAAAAUACACAAAUUUCGCUUCAGGACCCUGUAUGAACCUUUAAAAACACAUCAACUCACUGUAGAAAACCUAUGUGCCUUUAAAAAUACACAAAUUUCGCUGCGAGACCUUUAUGCACCUUUAAAAACACAGCAACUCCCUGUAGAAAGCCUAUGUGCCUUUAAAAUAGCUGAAUUUCGCUGCAGGACCCUGUAUGUGCCUUUAAAAACACAGAAACUCCCUGUAGAAAACCUAUGUGCCUUUGAAAUUGCUGAAUUUCGCUGCAGGACCCACUAUGUACCUUUAAAAACACAGCAACUCUCUGUAGAAAGCCUAUGCACCUUUAAAAUUGUCACUUUUCGCUUCAGGACCCAGUAUGUGCCUUUAAAAACCAGAAAAUGCACAUUUCAUCGUUGCGAGACCCAAAUCUUUUCAAAAACCUACGAUUUCGUUUCAAGACCAUCCCGCCUAGAAAUCCCAUGUCCCUUUAAAAACCCCCAUUUUUGCAGAUGCCCUCGCUGUGCGAAUCAUUCACCGCCUCCUUCCGCGACGCCAUCCUCAAAACCCAAAAAGAGGCGCUCCCCACUCUCACCGCCCACGAUUUCCCACUCAAUUAUUAUGUCUCCGAAGACGCGGCCGAUUCUGGACUUGGCCCAAGUCACAUCGAAGAUUGGCAAUCACUUUCAGUUCUGCUGCCCAAAAAUGUGGUGGAAGCUUGCUCGUUUUUCAAAUCCAACACCCAACUUUUAAUGGGUCCCGCAGCGACUGCGACUGCGAAAAAAUCGCCAACCAAAAAUAACUCGCUGUGCAUCGAUCGACGGAUAUCCGCGUCAGCCAACGAGGCUUGCCGCACGUGUUACCGCGUUCGCCGCAAGAUUCAUCCGCCAAUCUGGGCGCAGACUGCCAACUCGAAACAAGUGCUCUGCGAUUGCACCGCCAAUCAAGACCACCUUCAAUUCAGCUUCGCGCCCACCACCUCCACCACCAGACAUCAAUUAAGAGCCCGUGAGCUAUCGAUUGUUGGACUACCCGUCUAUUCACAUAAACGACAGUUGAUCGAGAGUGUUGUUGAGGGAGUGGCGGCGAUUUCGAGAGGUGAAGGAUGCGAGGAUUUGGUGAUGUGAGUUUUUGUGCUGAAAAUGCUGAAAAUUCCGCUCAUUUUGAGCCCAAAUACGUGGGAAAUCCUCAAGUUGUCCGAGAGAAGUACACACGGGAAAAAGCUGUGUACUUCUCUCGGACAAGUUUUGAUCAAAAUCAAUCGAUAUUCGACUUGUCCGAGAGAAGUACACGGGAAAUUGAUUUGGAGAAAAUCGAAAUUUCAGCUUUUUCUUGAGGCUGAAGCUUAAAUUCAAGAUUUUAAAGGUUUUCCGAGAGAACUACACACGGGAAAAAGCUGUGUACUUCUCUCGGACAAGUUUUGAAAAAUUAAUCGAUAUUCAACUUGUCCGAGAGAACUACACGAGAAAUUCGCGCUUUUUCUUGAGGCUGAAGCUUAAAUUCAAGAUUUCAAAGGUUUUCCGAGAGAACUACACGGAAUUUCCGUGUACUUCUCUCGGACAAGUUUUGAGCAAAAUCAAUCGAUAUUCGACUUGUCCGAGAGAACUACACAGAAAAAUCCCCAUUAUAAUUCAAAAAAAAAAUUGUCGAGAGAAAGAAAAAUUUCCAAUUUUUUUUGGAAUUUCCGUGUAGUUCUCUUGGACAAGUUUUGAUCAAAAUCAAUCAAUAAUCGACUUGUCCGAGAGAAGUACACACGGGAAAAUCCUCAUUUAAAAAAAAUUCUCUCGGACAAGUAACAUUUUUUGAAUUCCCGUGUAGUUCUCUCGGACAAGUUUUGAGCAAAAUCAAUCAAUUUUGAUUUUUUGUCCAAAAGAACUACACAGAAAAAUCCCCAUUAUAAAUUAAAAAAAUAGUCCGAGAGAACUACAAGAAAUUGGAAUUCUCGUGUAGUUCUCUUGGACAACUUUUGAUUUUGUCCAAAAGAAGUACACACAACAAAUGUUUUGCAGCGCAAUGCGAUGUCUCAUCGAAGACGGUCUUCUCCCCACCACAACCGCAUGGCAAAUGAUCAAAACCGUAACCUCAAAAGGUCCCGCCACGAAAGACGUGCACUCAAUUGUCCGCCAACUCGACGAAUGUCAAAAAAGCGAUUUAGCCAAAGUCGAAAUCUUCUUCGAGGAAUUGAUUCGCGAAAAUUCGCUCGAUUGUUGGCUCUGCUACAUUGUGCUCAAAGAGAAGGCUCUCAAAAAUCUGUACAUGUGCGAUAGUUUUUUGGUGGCUGCAAGUGGCGAAUAUCGAACACUUUUGUGGCGAAUGGUUGAUAGUUUGGCACUUUUGCCGGUCAUUGAAGCGAGAACUUCGACGAACUCGAAAUCCGAUGUUGUUGUUUGGCAGAAAUGGGGCGGAGCUGCGAGAUUGGCUGCAGAUUCGCGAGUUCCGAAAAGUUCGUCGGUUCCGGCGAGAUUGGUGGCGAAAACGCGACAACCUUCGAGAAUCCCGUUGUCUACAAGGUGAGCUGGAAAAUUUUUUUUGAAUUUCAGCUGCCACGUGGAUUUUUUCAGCUAGAAAUUUCAGAUUUUUCUAGCCACGUGGAUUUUCAGCUAAAAAUUCCAGGUUUUUUGACACCCAACAAGCCUAGUCUAUCUGAAAUUAUGCCACGUGGAUUUAAGAUCGAAAUUUUCAGAAAAAUUAUUUUUUUUUCAAAUUUUAGCUGCCACGUGGAUUUUCAGCUAGAAAUUUCAGAUUUUUUGAGACCACAAAGCCUUGGUUUCCACGUGGAAUCUUGGCUGAAAAUUUCAGAAAAUCUAAUUUUUUUUUUGAAUUUUAGCUGCCACGUGGAUUUUCAGCUAGAAAUUUCAGAUUUUUUGAUACCCAAUAAGCUCAAGCUUUCUGGAUUUUUGGCUGAAAAUUUCAGAAAAUCUAAUUUUUUUAAAAUUUUAGCUGCCACGUGGAUUUUUGAGCUAGAAAUGUCAGAUUUUUUGACACUAAAUAAGCAUAGGCUCUCUGAAACUUUGGAUUUUUGGCUGAAAAUUUCAGAAAAAUGACAUUUUUUUUUGAAUUUUAGCUGCCACGUGGAUUUUUUUGGCUAAAAAUUUCAGAAAAUCUUUUUUUUUUUGGAUUUUCAGCUAGAAAUUUCAGAUUUUUUGACACCCAACAAGCCUCUCUGAAAUUUGGAUUUUUGGCUGAAAAUUUCAGAAAAUCUUGAAUUUUAGCUGCCACGUGAAUUUUUUACCCGAAAAACCAAAAAAUUUUCUUUUCCAGCCGAACCUCAAUCAUCUCUUCCGCCUCCUCAUAUUCCGCAUCAUCCGCCUCCGCAACAACAUUCCGCAUCGCAAAAGCCAUCCGCUCCUUCCGCAUCGAACAAUUCGCGGUUGAGAGCGGCGAACGCUUCCGCGUCCUCUCCACACGACACGGAAUGUCGCGCGUCUUCCGCAUCACCCAUGACGUCACGCGGCUGCGAAAUGGCCUAAUUCCCGUUGAAAAUUUGUCAUUUAUUAUUUGA